This is a messenger RNA of Melanotaenia boesemani (Boeseman's rainbowfish), 2997 nucleotides long. RefSeq names its product ephrin-A3b (gene efna3b). The transcript is spliced from 5 exons. The coding region runs from base 846 to 1514 and encodes 222 amino acids. Gene Ontology annotation, molecular function: ephrin receptor binding. Gene Ontology annotation, cellular component: plasma membrane. Gene Ontology annotation, biological process: axon guidance; ephrin receptor signaling pathway. NCBI's taxonomy places the organism in Eukaryota, Metazoa, Chordata, Actinopteri, Atheriniformes, Melanotaeniidae. The record is from RefSeq and is a predicted model, not a curated record.
CGCAGUGAUGCCUGAUGUGCUGCGACGCGGCCACAAUAUUGGAGGAAUGCGCUUGUGUCGCUCGCAGGGGGUGGAGUUAAAAAGUGAACGAGUGCUGCCUACCAAACAGAGAGAGGAGGAGAGAGAAGAGAGACGGGUGUGCAGGCUGCUCACCGUAAACGAUGGUUGUCGGAAAGAGUCUUGAAAGCCUGAUGAAACUGGCUGCUUGAACUGUUUGCAGCAGAGUCCAGAGCUCAGUGAGAUCUCGGAUCCUUGGAAGGACAGGGAAGCAGCUGCAGCAGCACGCAGAUAAGAAGAAGAACACUUUCAAAGAAGAGGACUUGCUUAAUAUUUAUUAUUUACAUUUUUUUAAAAAAAUAAUUGAUUCUUCUUCAGUUAUUCCCCCUUUUUUUCUUUCUGCGCAUCGGACUGUUGUUUGCCAGAGGAACACCGAAGCUCCUGCUUGGACCCUUACUGGCCUGCCACACUCCAGUGGCGGUCCCAGAAGCAGCAGUUCCCGGUGAGAAGGGAGCAAGGAGGACCCGCUCAAACGGACCAUAAACCCUUUUAUUUGAAGCCCCGGAUUCUGUUGGGGAGGGAGGGAGGAGGAGGUUCGCAGUGUCUGCUUUAAGCUUGAUGGGGGUUGCUCCAUCACCUCACAUCACUAUACUUUUGCAACAGCUAUUAACUAACAUCAGGUAUAGUCUUUAAACCCAUUGUAUGCAUGUAUGCAUGAAGCUUUUUGUUCUCCUCCUCUGUUAGGCAUUUGCUGGGAUGUUUGAGUCGCGUUGUUUGGUGGGGUGAAGGGGACCAAGAGAGUGGCCGGAGAGAUCGAAGGGACCGAGGCUGGGAGAGGAGCUGAGAGCAUGGCUCUGGCAGCGCUGUCUCUCUGGGUGCUAACGAGUCUCACCUGGGUGAGCGUGCUCCAGGUGUCAGCCAACAGGCAUUCAGUUUACUGGAACAGCUCCAACAUACAUCUGCGUAGGGAAGGAUAUACAAUGCAGGUGAACGUCAACGACUACCUGGACAUCUACUGCCCUCAUUACAACGACAGCCAGCGCAUGGUGGGCACCGGAGAGCAGUAUGUCCUCUAUAUGGUCAGUUACCGUGGUUACAGAAACUGUGACCCCCACCUGGGCUUCAAGAGGUGGGAAUGCAACCGGCCUCACGCCCCGCACGCACCCAUCAAGUUCUCGGAAAAGUUCCAGCGCUACAGCGCCUUCUCUCUGGGCUACGAGUUCCACGUCGGCCAGGAGUAUUACUACAUCUCCACACCCACUCAUCACCAUGGACGCAGCUGUCUUAGGCUACGAGUGUACGUCUGCUGCUCCACCGGCGCUUCUGGUGUGGAUGAUGAACCAGAGCCGACAGAACCAGAUUACACACUUAGACCAGACCUAAAAAUCGAUGAUAUUGAUGAAUUUAACCCUUUCGUUCCCAAGCUGGAGAAAAGUGUCAGCGGAAGCAGCCCAUCCAGGGAUCGCCUUCUCCUCACCGUGACGAUGCUCUUCCUGGCCGCUCUCUUCAUCUCCUAGCAACGGCCAUCCCAUCAGCGUCACCAUGCCAACUAGCCUUGGGAAGGUGUACGCUGCCAGUGGGCGGAAGAGUGGGGAAGUGGGUCAGGAGGAUAGAAGCAGUAGAUAGAGCAGUAGAGAAGAGGAGCAAAAUUUUGAAAUUUGCAUUUUGAAGUAUCACCGUGUGAAUGUGUGUUUGUACAUCUGUGUGAUUGAGGGAGUGUUAAAAGACCUUUAGCUUGCGGUGACACAGACUGAACUGUGUGCCACAUUGGAGUCAGCCUGUGCAGGUGCUGUAGCCUGGGUAUGACUGUGUUUUUUUGUGCGCCUGCUUGUGUGUGUGUCUGGUGUGUGUCUGAGCAGGCCAAGGGUUGAGCUUGUUGAAUCACGCUCACCACCCAAAGCAUUUAUACAACAACAGAAGUGGCGCUGAAAUAAUAAAAAGAGGAAGUUCAACCUCCCAACUGAAACCAUUUGAAGACUUUCCCUUGGAUUUGAUUGGUCGUAAGACUUCUUUAGGGCUUGUUGCCAUAGUUUCUUGCACCAAGACUUAAACUGAACUCAAAUGAACUGAAUCAAAUAGAUUUCAGCUGAAUUGAACUGAUAUUGCCUUUUUGUUGAUCUUGAUGCUGGGAACUUGUCUCAGUCCACGGAGGAAAAAAAUAAAUAAAAAAAAAGAACCCAGCAAAUGAGCUUACGCUGGGUCUGAGUAGGAGACUAGUCAAAGUAGCUGAUAGUUCAUACACAAAAACACCCCAGGACUCAAGACACCAGUGUUUUAGUUGCCAUCUUCACUUUGCAGCGUCAUCCUAUGUUUACCAUCAGUCUGCAGAAAGCAACAGGCCUGGAUGGGGUCAGGGGGAGAAAUAUAGAGCAUUUAAAUGGUGACUGAUUCACUAAAAUGUCUUUUUGUGAAAGAAAAAAAACAACAAAAAAACAAAAAUGCAGUGGAGUAGGAGUUUAUAUGUGCCAUUGACAGAAACUGCAAAGGUUUGUUAAUGUUAUGAGUUGCUGCAUCACUUGUCUGUCUUGUCCAUUUAAGUACUCGGUCGGUCGCCUGUCAUCUCCGAGGGUUAACAAAGCACAUGCCGGCUACAGAGCAGCCAUGGAUACACUCAGCAAUACUACCCUCCUCACAGCAGACUGUUCAGAUGAGAGGAGAAGGAGCAUGGAGGAGGGAUGCAUAAGAGGGGACAGUCACUGACACAAUCAUCUAUGAAUAGGUCCAAUAACAAGUUCCCCACCAGUCUGUGUUGGUUUAGCAGCGUGCUCUACCAGCCCCAUUCUCUGUAAACCCAUAUGUCAGAUGCCACUUGUAAAAGUUUUUUGUUACUGUUUGAGUGUUUGUGUGUGCCUGAGUGUUAAAUGAUGUCCGAGUGUGUCGCUUCUGUGUGAUCCAGAGUGAGAGGAAACAUGCUAAAUAGUACUAACAGUCUGAAAAUACAUCCACAUACUGUACGUCUCAUAAGUAUGAAAAUGCAAAAUUAAAAAAAAUUAAAAAAGG